Molecule: messenger RNA, 1035 nt
Organism: Tuber aestivum (summer truffle)
Lineage: Eukaryota; Fungi; Ascomycota; Pezizomycetes; Pezizales; Tuberaceae
Source: the annotation of a GenBank genome assembly
AUGUCCGCCUCGAUAAUCCAAAAAAUCGAUCUCCUCCUGGCCCUAACCCCUACAACCCAAAACCUAAACUUCUUCUCAAACCUCCACUCGCUAAUCCACUCCAUAGAUGGGGCCACCUAUCGGGUAACAAGCCGGGAACUGCAAACCCGGCUCCAAAACUCCAGGGCAAACAUCUCUGUCCGGUCCGACGGCCUCAAGGCAACCCGGAAAUUCCGCGACUUGCUAAUCGACCUGACGGGUUCGGGUGUGCACGGCGCUUUGCAUAGUACGCUGGGGCACGAGGCGGUUAAGGACCUCAAAGAUGAGGGACUGUUGAGGAAGUAUAGAGACGCGAGACUCGCGGGGCUGCAGAAGUUGGGGAUGUUGGUGCUCAAGAGAAAGAGCGUGAACGAGGAGAUAAAGAAAUUUAAAACUACGGCAGGAGGGAAAGAGACGAUGCUUGUGCUUACCUUUGUGGCUAAGGUGCUCGAUAGUAUGAUUGCCGAGGAGGAGGUUGGGCUUAAACUAUUUGAUCUGGAGGUUAGGAAUAGGGAGCCGUUUGCCGGGGCAGGGGCAUAGUAUGGAUGGGAUGUUUGACUCUUCUUGGGAUUUGGUUUUUGCGAUGGGUAGGUAUUUUCUGGUUUGUUCGUGUGGUUGUGUGAUUUUUUUAGCGGUGUAUAUGUCCUUGCUUGUCAUUUGUAGGUCUUCAUGGUGUAGAGAAUAAUGAGAUCUGGAAUCUCACAUAAAGACCUGUGUUAACGCAGUAUGAUACCUUCUAGAGUAAGGGUACCGUAGUUGGUAGUGAGUUACCUGGCCAAAAGGUUUCGUUUGAUGGCAUUUUUUUUUUCCGCCGAGCGGCGACUACUUUGACCUUCGCCUCGAGAAAAACGUCAUUAAGAAUCUCCUAGAAUUUCAUGGGACGUUGGUAAGUUUGUAGAUGGCACACAAAACGUCCCGUAUCAUUUCAUGUGCUACCCAAUACCUCACGGGAAGCCCCUUUCAGUUUCCAUGAUACAGUUGCAGAUGGUGAAUUCAAAUUUGAUUAUUGAAAGCUAG